This is a messenger RNA of Spinacia oleracea (spinach), 1171 nucleotides long. RefSeq names its product replication protein A 70 kDa DNA-binding subunit B. Lineage: Eukaryota; Viridiplantae; Streptophyta; Magnoliopsida; Caryophyllales; Amaranthaceae. The transcript is spliced from 7 exons. The record is from RefSeq and is a predicted model, not a curated record. The coding region runs from base 112 to 936 and encodes 274 amino acids.
AACAAAGUCGCGGUAACGCUGUGGGGAACCCAAGCAGGCCUAGUGACCGAUGACAUACCAAACAAUGGAUCACAACCACACAUUGUAAUAAUCACAGCUACCCGAGUAACAAUGUUCAACGGGAACUAUCAACUCAAUUCAACCGGAGGAACUAAGAUAUACAUCAACCUAGACAUCCCAGAAGUACAACAUUUCAAAAAAGAGAUGGUUGAUGUCCCGCUACAAGAAAUAGUCCGAAUAGAAGUCGCCCAACCAGAGAGCUUGGAGGAGGCGAUGAUCAAGAAUCGGAAAACAAUCAAAGAACUACAACAACUAUACAUGGAAGGAGAAGAAAAUGAGGAAAUCAUGAACACUUACACUUGCGUGGCACAAAUAUCAUUCAUCCACGACCAAGAGUGCGGUUGGAUGUACACUUCAUGUAACAAUUGCAAAUCAAGAGUAGAUGAGAAUCAAUACUGCAACAAAUGCCAAGUAGUCCCGGAAUACCCCAUCGAUAGGUACCGAAUAAUUGCCACAAUUGAUGACGGACACGCAAAGAUGACUGUGGGGAUAUUUGACAAAGACGUGGAAAAAAUCAUUGGGAAACCAAUAACUUCAAUGAUGAAGAUUUAUGAUCAGGAAAAUGGAGCUGAGAAGGUCUCAAAUGAGCUACAACAAUGCAUUGGGAAGACAUGUACACUUAAACUCAAAGUUUACAACAAAGGAUACAUACAAGAGCUAACUGCUAUUAAGGUCUACCAUGUUGAGACGGAUGAAAAAGUAACAACAAAACGACAAGGGAAGGAGAUACUCAAAGAAAUAAAAAAGGAAGGCCGACAAAAUAAAAAACAAAAAACACCAAGGGCUGGCACAACAGAGGAGAUACCAACAACAAGCACAUCCCCAACUACAAAUCAAGAACAAAUCCAACUAACGGACGACGGCAAAAACUCCUGAAAGAUGAGAUAACUACAUACGCCCUUGUGCAUUGCAUGGGUCCAUCUUUUAAAGGGGACACUACUCCAUACUUAAAUAUUAUUAAAAAAACAAAUAAGAGAUGUUGAUUAGUGAGUUUUGUUCACUGUUUUUUCCCAUUGGGUUUUGUUAUUUAACUUAAACGAGACAUUCAAAAAAAAGGUGUAAUUCUCAAAAAAAAAAAAAUGCAGUACCGGAAAAGGGAACAUUAUCUCUC